CUUUGCCCACUCCUCUUCUAAUCCUUUGAAGCAAGGUAGAAUUUCGGAUGUUGAGGGUGUGGUACUGUUCAAUGGAGUGUCUCCUGAAGUAUCGUUCGAGGCCGAGGUAUUAAUAAAAAUGCUGUGA
This is a messenger RNA of Paraglomus occultum, 127 nucleotides long. The record is from the annotation of a GenBank genome assembly. Lineage: Eukaryota; Fungi; Glomeromycota; Glomeromycetes; Paraglomerales; Paraglomeraceae.